Messenger RNA from Adelges cooleyi (spruce gall adelgid), 3374 nucleotides. It is a transcript of the gene Pc, whose product is annotated as polycomb group protein Pc. NCBI's taxonomy places the organism in Eukaryota, Metazoa, Arthropoda, Insecta, Hemiptera, Adelgidae. The record is from RefSeq and is a predicted model, not a curated record. The coding region runs from base 282 to 1535 and encodes 417 amino acids. The transcript is spliced from 6 exons.
CGUGUGCGUUCGACGUAAAUAUUUGUUGUGUUUACAUGUUGUUGUUAAUAAAGGUGUAAUAUCGUAUAUUUAUUAUUUUUUACACUUGUUUGUAGUUUGUACACGAAAUUGCGAUGGACGAUACGCUGAAGUGGCGAGUAAUUUGUUGUUUGUGAUCAGUUAUCUUUACCGUUUGUGAUUGCCGCCAAAGCCGGGACCGCGAUUUUCGUUGUUUUAACUAGUCUUUCACCAGCAACUGUUAUUUAUUAGUUAUAUUUGAAUUACAAAGUUAGAAAUUGGAAAUGGGCGACCGUGUCUACGCAGCCGAAAAAUUAAUGAAAAAACGAGUUAGAAAGGGCAGAGUUGAAUAUCAUGUAAAGUGGAAAGGCUGGGGACCUAAGCAUAACACCUGGGAACCAGAAGAAAACAUAAUUGAUACAAGGCUCAUUGACAUUUUUGAACAAAGCCAAACUCGUACUGAAAAUAACCCUCAUAAACGUGGACCUAAAAGAAAAACACAAAAUUCACUUAUUGAAACACCAACUGCUGAACCUGCUAGAAGUGAUUAUGAAGAUGAAAAUGCAGAUGCCGAUUAUACUAGCCAAGAUGAAUCUGAAAUGUUGCCUGAGUCUACCAAUAAUGCUCCGUUAUUGCCUAGACAAGAUGAUGAAAUUGAAGAAAAUAAACCAAAUGAUGAUUCAACAGCAGAAAUGCCGAAGUUAAAUGCUGCAGUUAAAGUAAUAAUAGAUGUGGUGAAGCCGGAAAAAGUAAAUGAAGAUAAGAAGAUACCACCUGAAGAACUUAAUGGUAUUGAAAAAGAAGGAGAAGAAAAAUUACAGUUGUCUGCAAAGCCUAUUUGUAAUUUAUCUGUUCCAUCAACUCCCAAACAGUCUUCCAAGUCACCUUCGCCUUUACCAAAACCACAUAAGGUUAAACGCAAAGCAGAAGUUUUGUCCAAAGAAUCUGGCAAAGUCGGUGUUACUAUAACAACAAGUCCUCCUAUAUCUGAACCUAAAAUGCCCAAAUUGCAGCAGUCACCUUCAAGUAUUCAAAAUUCUAAUACAUCUUUAAUACAAUCUACUCAAGACGGUGGAAGAACUCCUAAAAGAAAAUCGUCUGAUCAUGCACUUCCUACUGUUUUGCCCAGUCAUACUUCUUCACCUUCAGAUAAUCAACAUCUAACGUUGACAGCAAUACUUCAGAGUACUCCAACCAAUGUUAAAUCUAGAGACACCUUAGCUGCAGCUGCACCUAUAAGUUCUCGAACUUCUGGUGAACCGGCAAGACCUCAAGAAGAUGCCGCAACAGCUGUAACACAAGGUGCUGGUGGCCAACAUCAGGUAUUGGACACAGCUUCUAUUGCGGAAACACCUACUCAUCGUAUACAGUAUAAGACAAUAUUAGCUAACCCCGGGCCUGAGUAUUGGCUUGCACGUAACCCUGUUGUUGAUAAUGUAUUUAUUACAGAUGUAACGGUAAAUUUAAAUACAGUUACAAUUAGAGAAUGUAAAACAGAAAAAGGAUUUUUUAAGUCUAAUGUUGAGGCUAGGCUUUAAGGAGUCAAUUAAUGUUGAGUUUUUAUUUUAUUUUUUAAAUAUUUAAAGUUAGUGAUGUAGAAGCAAUAUUUUUGUAUUACUAAUUAGCAAAAUAAAUGUAUUAUUAUAUUAAUGAUAUUUUUAAACAAUUUAUACAGGGUGAUUUAUUAGGCUGUGUUUCAAAGUACUGAUGUAUUAUAUGUAAUGUUAAAUUUUUUUGAUUUUAUUAAUGAAAUCACAAAUAUUUUUUGUUCGCUUGAAAAAUCAUAAUAAUUCUAAAUUGAAUUAAGAAUUUGCACUUAGUAGCAAUAAUUUUAAAAAAGAGAUCUAGCCUACAAAUCACCCUGUAUAGUUAUAAAGAAUAUUUCAAAUGCUAUUUUCUAUAUUUGAUGGAAUUUAUUAAUAUGUUGUCAUUUGUCUUUUAAAUAUUCUUCAACUGAUCUUUAAUACCAAAUUAUUUUUGACAGAUAACUUUUUUGAGCAUGUAUUGCUUAUGUUCUCAACAUUAUAACUUCAGAGUCAAAUUCGUGUGUAACAGUAUUUAUUGAUACUUAUAAAAUAAGUUCAUAUUAAUAUUAUCUACAAUAACAUUUCAUAUUUCAUUUAAUGACUUAUAAAAUGGAACAAAAUCUAUGUUUUAUGUUAUUGUUUUUAUUACUUAACUAACCACUAUAAUUUAGUCUAUUUAUUUCUUUAUAAAAUUAACCACUGGAAAUGUAAUUUUCAAUUUGGUAAUUUGAUCUCUAUUCUUACUUAACAUCUUCCAUUUUUAACUGUAUUAAACACAUCAAAUUGAUUUCUAUGAAACCAAAUUUUGUUUAUUUAUGCUUAGCUUGCGCCACGACGAUGGCGCUGGAUUUCAAAAUCUAACAGAUUUAGUAUACACAUACAGGAGAAUAUUGUGAGAAAUUUAAUAAGUAUUAUGGAGGUAAUAAUCAAGGUCGUUAUUAAUUAUCUAUAGAAAAAUGUUUAUGAAUAUUAAAUAAUUUUUUUUUUUUUAUUAAAUAAUGUUUUAUUAUUUAAACAUUUUAAAUGAUCCUAGUUGUUAUGGGAUUAUUUUGAGUCGUGUACUGUUUUUGUGCUGAUGCCAUAAAUUUGAACAACAAAUUAAUUUGUAUGUAUAUUUUCUAUUAUUUCUAGGUUAUUAAUUUGUCUAAUGAUGAUAAUUUUUAAGUGUUAUUUGUUAUUUAAACUAUGUUUUUCUUCGACGCUUUUAUCUUUACACUUAUUAAUUUAUUAUUUUAUCCUAACAUUAAUAUUAUUAUCAUUAAUAUUAUUUGUAUUAUUGUUGCACUUUAAUUUACUAUAAUUUAUUAGCACUCGCAAUUUAAAAGAAAAUAAUGUAACCUAAUUUGCUUUAGAAUAUAUAUUGCUGGUGGUGAAAAAAAUAUAUAUCUAAGGCGUUCAAAUUAAUCUAUUAAAAACCUCUGAAGUAAAUUAUUAGAAUUUUUAAGCCUACAUACAAUAGUUAUAAAUUAAACAUAUGAAUACAUAGUUAAGUUGUAUUUUAUAAUUUAUGUAAUAAUUGCGUUAUUUUAUUGCAGUUCUUAUUGAAAAAAAAUUAGAUAAAUGUUUGAACUUGUUGAAUAUUAAAUGUAUGAACACAGUUAACAUCCCAUGCUAUUCAUGCAUAUUAUCCAAUUGUUUUAUAUCUUUUAAUUUUCUACUGGUUAAAAUAAUCUUCCUGUAUUCCCCAAAAUUUUAUUUUUUGAACUUGUAAUAAUGACCUAAUUUUCUAAUAUAUACCCGUCUCUCUAGUCAUGGCCGGUUUUUUCCAUUUUAGAUCAACAAAAUAUAUUAUUUCUUAACUAAUGUUUUUUUUUAUUAUUAUUUUUGUACUUUGGAACUGGAACAAUUUAU